Molecule: messenger RNA, 534 nt
Organism: Trichomonas vaginalis G3
Lineage: Eukaryota; Parabasalia; Trichomonadida; Trichomonadidae
Product: protein ubiquitination
Exons: 1
Coding region: 1-534 (177 amino acids)
Molecular function (GO): protein binding
Source: RefSeq, a predicted model, not a curated record
AUGUUGAACGAAGUGAAUGAUAUUGAGUAUUUAGAUUGUACUGGAAGAACCGCAUUUAGCUCAGCUGUUGAAUUCGGUUUCCUUCCAAUUGUUGAAUAUCUUUUAGACAAAAAUCCUCAAAUCAACAAAAUAUAUGGGAAAGAAAACCCUCCAUUAAUCAUUUCUUUAUUUAAAUAUGAUGAAAAAUUAACAAAAACAUUGUUAGAUAAAAAUGCAGAUCCAAAUAUUACGAAUUCUUCAGGGAUGUCUGCAUUAAUGUAUGCUGCAAACACAUGUAAUAUUGAUGCUAUUGAAUUACUUCUAAAAUAUAAUGCAGAUGUUAAUAAAACAGACAAUGAAAAUAGAUCUGCUUUGGUUUACGCAAUUAAAGCUAACUUUAAAGAAGUUGUUGAAGUUCUAAUUAAAUAUGGUGCUGAUGCCACUAUAUCAGAUAAAUCUGGAAAAACUCCACUCGAAUAUGCCAAAAAUAUUGAUCCAAAAAGUUCCAUUACAAAAAUCAUCACUAAAUAUUUGGAGUCAAAGAAUUCUGACUAG